AUGGCGAACUCAGCCUUGGUCGGCUUCUGCGGCAACUUUCGGCGGCACACGGACCGCCAGGAAGGGAGUCACCUGGCUCACCUAUUGGAUCCGGACCGGGGACGGCUGCCCCUUCGUGAGGUCGGCCGCUGCGAGCAGCUCCAGGAGCUUGCUCAGAAAUAUGGAGGCGACAGUUUCAGCGAGGUGCUCUCGCUGUACCUGCUGAGCAUGCAGGCAAACGUGCGCAGUGAGACCGUGCGUCACCUGGAGAUGGCAUGA
This is a messenger RNA of Symbiodinium natans, 258 nucleotides long. The record is from the annotation of a GenBank genome assembly. Lineage: Eukaryota; Dinophyceae; Suessiales; Symbiodiniaceae.